ACACAAUAGAACUACCAUCUGUCUAGAACACGUCGAUUGAUUUCCUCCUCUUCUAUCGCUCUGCUAUAUCGCUUUAUCCAAUUCAUCGAGACCAUGCGCUUUUUCGCCUGACACUUAGCCGCCGUUUUGUUUGUUCUGCGAUCCGCUUGGUCUUCUCGCCGACCCUUUGUUUACCCCUCCCCUCUCUUUCGCUUCGUUUGUGAGCCGGCUCGACCAGAAUCAGAAUAACCAUCAUCGAGAUAUAGUCGCCAGCAUGGUGUCCGAGGAGAUUCUGGAAAAAUGUCUGCAGAUUCUGCAGGAUGAGACCCUUGACGAUGAGGAGCAGGUCGAAAAGGUCGAGGACGUCCUGCGCUCCCACACCUCGCUGUCGGGCCCCCCGCUCGAGAACGCCGUGCUGGAUAUCCUCUGGCGCCAUCGAAACCGCUCCCUACCCGAUUCCUCGCCGCCUCCCCCGCGACAUACGGUCAUCCGUCGUUCUUCACCGGCCCCCUGGCAGAUGGCGCGCGCUGCCACCCCGCUGUCGCCCCCUUCUAACCUAGGCACUAGCCCGGCCUCCUCCUCCUGGCUGCCGGGGUCGCGGGGCGGCCUCGUUCGCCCACCACGGUCCUCGACGGCAUCGCCGUUUACCUCGCCGCGCCCAUCACCACGCCUAGCCCUGGCGCACCCUAUUCCACACUCGCCCAAUCUGAACGCCUACGAGUUCUCCGACCAGAGCCAGGUUUUCGACUAUGGCUACGGCGAUUUCGGCAGCGACAGCAACGUCGACUGGCUCGUUGGUGACGAUGCCCGCAGUACGACCUCGUCGAUCGGUGGGCUCAGUGCUACUGCUCCCGAAUUCGUUCCGGACAUGAGUCCUCAUGAUAUUCUACGCACCGUCCUCGGGGACAAGCGGUCCAAUGAUGAAAUCGAGACCGCCCUCGAAGCCCACAGCUAUGACCUCGGGGCCACUAUUGCUGCGCUCACGCAGCCUAAUGACAGCGAGGCAGAUUCUUAUCUGAGCCCGCACAAUCCCCAAGACCAUCACCGCAUUGUCGUCGGCAAGUCCAUGGCCGUCGAUCAGGCCUCCACAAUGGCCCCCGCGGUGCACAACCGCAGCCCCGUCGUGUGUAAAUACUGGCUGUCCACAGGCCAGUGUUUGCGUGCUGACUGUCGCUUCAGUCACGAUCUGACCAACCAUCUCUGCAAGUACUGGAUCAUGGGUAACUGCCUUGCCGGCGACGGUUGUCCCUUUUCACAUGAUCCCUCCGCUCUGGUCGCAAACAUCAGCCUGACAGACGUGUCAUCUUCUCAACCGUCAUUCCAGAUCGAUACCACGUCGGAUGCGUUCCCGCCUCUGCAGACCACCGCACCGGGGGCAGCCGAACCCUGGUCCUCAGGUCAAUUUCUCGGCCGCUAUCCUACCCCAACCUUUGUUCCCGGCAAAAAUGGAAGUUCUGGGCUACAUGUGGGCAGCGCUAGCCGACGUAAUGGUACCGUGCACUCGCGUCCGGCGAGUCGCCAUCAACAUCGUGACAACAAUAUUACCCUGACAGCGCCAUCAGUCGAUGACCCAGACGCCUUUCCCACACUCGGCGCCGUGGGCACCAAAGGUGCUGCCGGCAACAAGAAACACCAUGGAAAGCGCGGCGCACACCACAGCCGGGAGAGCCUGAACAAAGAGAAUGCACCGGCCUCGCUGGCGGAUGUGGUCCGCAUGUCACCUUCUCCGAGUGCCUCCAAAACACGGCCAGCCUCGCGAGCCGGCAAAGACUCCGCACCCAAGGGCCGUGAGCACAGCGUUGCAGCGCAGUCUAUUCCUGCACCCAAGAAUAUUCCGUGGUUGGAAACCGGCUCGCGGGCUAACCGACAGUACAUCAAAUAUCGCACCGAGGCUAUCCGUCAUGGCACGGUGCGCAACAAAUUCCUGCAGAGUGCCGCACAAGCCUGGAAUCGUAACGAUGCCCGCGCUGCCAAAGCGCUGUCUCUACGCGGGCAAGCCGAGAACGAAGCGAUGCGCAAAUGCCACCGAGAAGCGGCACGGCAGCUGUACGAAGAGCGCAACCAGCACCUCCGCAGUGCGGGGCUAGACGAAGCAACAGAGGAACUCUACGUCGAUCUACAUGGCCUGCACCCGGAAGAAGCGAUCGAGUACCUAGAGAAGAUUCUACUGCAACACGCACGGGCUGCAGACGGGCGGCGCGUCGUGUACGCUAUCACAGGCACAGGCCAUCACUCGAAGAACGGCAAGGACAAGAUCGGUAAAGCCGUCAAAGCCUGGCUGAAUGAGUGGAAGUAUCUGUUCCGCGAGUUCAGCGUCCCUGGCGAGCGCGGUGGAUACGUCGGUGGGAUCCUCGGCAUCGACCCUGCAAGCUACGACAAGAAGCUGGCUGCUAGCGGCAGCGGCAGCAGCAAUAGUACCAGUACCAGCACUGAUCGCUUUGCAGGCGAGGGUAGCGACGAUGGAACCACUGCUGUGCCAGUUCUGACCAUGGGCAAGAUCCAGCUUUUGAAGCGCGAUGAUUGAGUAUAUUUGCCCCGAGCAUAGCGUGCUUUGUCAUUUUGCAGAUAUCCUCUUAAUCGAGCAGAUAUAUAGCGAAGUAGUAAUACUAGCACAACAGUACAUAAACCAUUUUGAUUAUAUUCACAUUAAAAAGGGGUCCAACUAUUCUGGCUCCUCCCCCUUCCACUUCUCUCGUACAGCGAACACGUCAAACCCGCACUCCUCCGCUCGCCGGACGACCCCCCUCGCCUUCUCUG
This is a messenger RNA of Penicilliopsis zonata CBS 506.65, 2736 nucleotides long. RefSeq lists its product as hypothetical. Gene Ontology annotation, cellular component: nucleus. The transcript is spliced from 2 exons. Lineage: Eukaryota; Fungi; Ascomycota; Eurotiomycetes; Eurotiales; Aspergillaceae. The record is from RefSeq and is a predicted model, not a curated record. Gene Ontology annotation, biological process: negative regulation of DNA-templated transcription. Bases 254 to 2503 code for a protein of 749 amino acids. Gene Ontology annotation, molecular function: RNA binding; metal ion binding.